AUGUUUAUAGUACCUAGUAUAGGUAUAGCUUUGCGCGUUGCGCGCGCACACCAUCUGUCCGAUGCUCAACCGACCGAUUAUGGCGGACAGGCAGUGAAGAAUGUUUGCCGUCUUUUCUAAAUCGAAGAAUAUCGAUAGCAGCCAAUGGCAUAAACCGGGUGUUUUGUAAAAAUUGUACAUUGUAAAUAGUUCUGUGUACAUAUAGUAAUUAUAUUUGUGCUCGUUUUUGUUUAGAAUUUGUGUGAAUAGUGUAUUAUUUGAGUGUUUAUUCAGUUCAGUUUUCGACGCCGACAAACCGAAACCUUGAAGAUAGUUAUUGGAGAACAUAAUAAAUCGACCUUCUGAAUUCAAUACCUAAUCCUCUAACUUUAUUUGGAAGCCAAUGUUGAUUUCUUUCCACAUCUUUGUGUUUCGAUCCAUCGAGGAAACUGCAGUACUUACUUACACCUACUUGCAAUAUUUUGGUUUUCAAUAGCGGCUGUCAUCGUGUUUCGAUAACUACUAACUGCCAUUUCAAAGACAAAAAGACUGCUGUUGUCGCUAAAUGCCUUUGAUGUUUACUCCUCGUUUAAACUUCAUUUGAUGAUGUAAAUCGAUUUUGCUUUACAUCUACUUGUUUGAGAGGUGUCGUAUAGUGACAAAGGCGUCGGGAAAUCUUUCGAUUUGAUUGUGAAGGAUCGAAGUGAAGUGGAACUGAAUGCUCGAACCUCACGGUAGCCCAAUGAAGUGGCCGGGCUCGGGAGCGGAAGAAGAGGCGGGCGAAGCAGGGUUGCAGAGCGCGCGCGCCUCGCAAGCCCGCACCCAGGAUGAUGUCGCUGUUCAUUAUGUAUUCCAGCGCGAACCUCAAGAGGCAGAGUUGCCCUCGCUAGCGCCCAAACAACGCUGGGCAGUCGGCGACGACUCUAUCAACGAGAAUCAAGAUAAAUGGAAGAAUCCCACACCAAUUGCAAUGAGUAAUAUGCAUCAACAAGGUUCAGCAGUACAGUUAAAGAAUUCUCAAACCCAGCAACAAUUCAUAAAUCAAGCCAUAGCAUCGUCAGUCGGUACUCUGGCAAUCAAUCCAUCUGUUAUCGGUAGCCACCCUGCCCAUUUGACUACAAACAUGGUCCAUACACAAUUGGCACCAUUACAAAACCAUACUCUGGGAAACAGUGCUAUGAUGCUCCCACCCUUGCAAGGCAUGCAGAACGCUCCUCAGCUAGGCCAACAAGGACUAUAUGAUAUGCACCAACACCAUGGCAAUCCGAUGCCUGCUAUGAACGGUAUAGGCAAAAGUGCUGAGCAUCUGAUGUAUUUGGGCCAACCUGGAAUGCUUGCACCAGGGACCAACCAGUUCCUGCAGCAAGGGCAAAAUCAACUCGGCCUUACACCUGUAGCUGCCAUCAGAAAUCAGAUUGCACCUGCUGCAAAAAAGCUCUGGGACAAAGGCCCUGGCGCUGGAGGAGACAGUAAGGGACCUCCUCAUUUGCCACCACUGCAGCUCAACCCGGAGCAAAUGUGGCGUGACCCCACCUGGUCUGCUCAAGCUGUGGAGCACAAUGUCGGUGUUCCGAUGAUGGGCACACGGCGCGGCGUCGCUUUUCCUGGCGGCGACGCCGGGUGCAUCCUGUCGCCUCGUGACGCGGCCGGUCUUGGUGUCAAGAUGGUGGAGUAUGUCCUGGGAGGAUCUCCCACUGAAGCAGGUGGCGUCGCGACCGGCGGCGGCGGCGAGAAGGUGGCCGGCGUGGUGGCGGGGCUCCGCGGCAUGGUACUGGAGGAACGCGCCGAGGACAAGUCUGCCUCGCCAUUUGAUAAGGAUCUGCAUGAGCUACAUGAACAUGCUUUACCCAACGGGCUGCACAACGGCCAAGAAGAUGAUAAGGCUUUUAACCGGACGCCGGGCUCGCGCCAGCCGUCGCCCGCCGAGGAGGAGGCGGGCGCGCACGCGGGCGGCGCGGCGCGCAACGGCGACGCGGCCGCCUUCCCGCUGCUGCCGCCGCACGCGCUGCCGCAGCCGCAGCCGCUGCACCAUCUGCCGCAUCUCUCGCACCCGCAGCAUCAUCCUGGCAUGCUCGGUGUCGCUCCCUUACAAGGGUUACCGCAUCCGCAGCACCCACAAAUACAUCCUGGUAUGACAUUGAACGACUCUAUGAAUCAACACCUCGAACUCGUUUUACAAAUGGAACAACACCCUCAGUUUGACAGCAACAGUUUUGCAAGUACUCAACAGUACGGCGGCGGUGUCGGCGGCGUCGGCGGCGUGGGCGGUGUGGGCGGCGUGAGCGGCGUGGGCGGCGCGGCGGGCGCGGGCGGCGUGUCGGGCGGCGGCGCGCUCGUCAACGGCGGCUCCGUCGUGCAGGCCGCGCCCGACUCCGCCCAGCACCAUCAGCCCUUCGACGUUCAGCAAUUAUUCCGGUCACAACAAGCGGCAGCGGCGGGCGGGCAGGCGGCGGCGGCACAACUACAGCUGCUUCAGCAGCAACAGCAACAACAAUUUCAGUUGCAACAACAGUUGGCCGCCCAACAGGCCUUCACCCAAGCACCGUAUGUGAUAAAUGCCGGACAAGAGGGUGCGCCGUACGUGAGCGCGUUGAUAGCGGGCGUGCCACCUCAGGCGUAUUACGGCGUCGCGGCGCCAUGGGGCAUGUACCCGAGCCUGGUGGCGCAGCCCGCGCAACAACAGGCGCAGCAGCCGAGACGGCCGCUGACUCCCCAGCAGGGGGAGCAGCAGGUGAAUGGACAGGGCCAGUACGUGAUACCAUACUACGACGCCGGGUCAGCACUGGUGAUGAGCGGGCGCAAUGGCACUCCGCUGCGGCUGGUGUCGCCGGGCGGCGUUUUGGCGCAGCGUCAGUACCAGCCCGCGCCCACGCACCCCGCCGCCUCGGCCGCGCCGCCUGCGCCCGCGCAGCAACCGCAACAAGCGCUGCCUGGCGCAGGCGGGCGCCGGGACUCGCUGGAGUUCGGCGGCGGCGGGCCCGCGGCGGCGCUGCAGGAGUACGCGCGCAAGUGGGGGCCCUCGCCGCUGUCGCCCACGCUGCAGCCCGCGCUGGGGCCCGUGGGGCUCCGGCCCGUGUCCGCCGCGCCCGGCGCAGAGACUGCCAAGUACAGAGCUGUGAGCAGCUUAGCCCAAGGUCUCACGUCAAAUGGAAUGUUCGGAUCUUCAUCUUCGUUACUCAGCAAACUCAGCGGAGUGGGAACUAUCUCAGAACUAGUCGGCGCCGGGGUGGGAAGCGUGAGCGGGGUUGGCGUGGGCGUGGGCGGCGUGGGCGUGGGCGCGCUGGUGGCUGACAAACCGCCCGCCGGCCGCUCGCGCCUUCUCGAAGACUUCAGAAACAACCGCUUCCCCAACCUACAGCUCCGCGACCUGGCCAACCACAUCGUAGAAUUCUCACAGGAUCAGCACGGAUCUAGGUUUAUACAACAAAAGUUAGAAAGAGCAACAGUUCAAGAAAAGCAAAUGGUGUUUAACGAAAUUAUUGGCGCCGCAUACAAUCUCAUGACGGACGUCUUCGGCAAUUACGUGAUACAAAAGUUUUUUGAAUUUGGAACCGCUGAACAGAAAACGACUUUGGCACAGAAGGUCCGAGGUCACGUGCUAGCACUUGCACUUCAAAUGUACGGGUGCCGCGUGAUCCAGAAGGCGCUGGAGUCCAUCCCGGCCGAGCAGCAGCAGGAGGUCGUGCGCGAGCUCGACGGACACGUGCUCAAGUGCGUCAAGGACCAGAACGGGAACCAUGUGGUACAAAAGUGCAUCGAGUGCGUCGAACCGACGGCAUUACAAUUCAUCAUAAACGCGUUCGCGGGGCAGGUGUACGCCCUGUCAACGCACCCGUACGGCUGUCGCGUCAUACAGCGCAUCCUCGAGCACUGCACCGCCGAGCAGACCGCGCCCGUGCUCGCCGAGCUGCACUCGCACACCGACCAGCUCAUACAGGACCAGUACGGCAACUACGUUAUCCAGCACGUACUGGAGCACGGCGCGGCGGAGGACCGCUCGCGGCUGGUGGCGGCGGUGCGCGGGAAGGUGCUGCAGCUCUCGCAGCACAAGUUCGCGUCCAACGUCGUGGAGAAGUGCGUCUGCCACGCCACGCGCACCGAGCGCGCGUUGCUCAUCGACGAGCUCUGCGGCUUCAACGACAAUCGUUCGUUCCUCAGCGCGCUGCACGUGAUGAUGAAGGACCAGUACGCCAACUACGUGGUGCAGAAGAUGAUCGACGUGGCCGAGCCCACGCAGCGCAAGGUGCUGAUGCACAAGAUCCGGCCGCACAUCGGCUCGCUGCGCAAGUACACGUACGGCAAGCACAUCAUCGCCAAGCUGGAGAAGUUCUUCAUGAAGGCGCCGGAGCUGGGCCCCAUCGGGCCGCCGCCGCCCGGCGCCGUGCUGUAAGCUCGCGGCCCCGACGCGACGGCGCGGGCGACUCCGCCUAUUAUAAAUUUUGUGAAUAUUCCCAUUGUACAUUUGUAACUAUAGAGCGGCGCCCUGUACAUAUAGCGGCAGACUGAUGUACAGACAAACCGUAACUGUAUACUGUAACCAUAGUUGUACAGCGCCGACCGAUCGCUCGGCCGUCGCCUCACCGCGGCGUAGCGUUUAUUGCGUUUCUAGCUCUAAGUGUUCUAGUAUUAUUCGUUGUUCGUAUGAAUCUAUGUAUAAAUAUUUGAACGUCUCAUUCUCGUGUAAUUUAUGAAUCGAAGGAAAGCGAGCGGUCGAUGAACCCGUGCGUUUCCGUAAUGUAGUGCGUUGUAGAUUUACUAUUAGCUGGGCUAGGGGACCUUGAAUCUUCUAAAGUGAGGAAGAAAUGCCGCAGGCAGUUCUAGACAAUCGGCACUAUAGUCGUGAUUCUAAUAAUAUUGUUUUGUACUAUUCAAGUCAGCUCUCGUUUAAGUUUAAAACCGGCUUUAAAUCGUACAUAGCUUAUCGAAUUGUUUAGUGCCGGAAUGUAUAGUUUGUCGAUUAUAAUUUUGUGAAAAUGAUAUUUUUGUAUAUUUUUAUGUGUAUAAGUUAUUUAGUUAGUUAGUCUCCGUGAGUCCGGAGCGAGCGCUUAUCGAGUGAACGAUGCUUAUGUUAGUGUAGAAAUGUUAGCUGUUAGGUUAUAGUGAUGAUUGUAAAGUCCUGUACUGAUAGUUGUAGUUCCGAGGUCUACCUUCUGCCGGUCGCACGUCACAAGCGUAGCUGCUCCUCAUUCCCCGUGUAAAAUUUUAUAGGAAGCGUAGUUUCCUACAUCACCUCAGAUUUUUUACGUCUAGAUUGUAAUUGAAAAUAAAAUUAUUGUAUAUGGCUGUACAAAAAUGUUAACAAAAUGAUUUGUAAAACCUGUAUGUGAUGGAAUAAGGCGAGGCGUCAGAGGUGGCGAGGUCAGACUGAGCACCGCGUCGGUCGCCUCGCCCGUAGGUUGUACUAGAUAACAUUUAUAUGAUGAUCCAUAUAUUAGACAUUAAUUAUAAUAAAGCAUUUCUGUAAUAAUAUUACAAAGAA
Molecule: messenger RNA, 5458 nt
Organism: Amyelois transitella
Lineage: Eukaryota; Metazoa; Arthropoda; Insecta; Lepidoptera; Pyralidae
Gene: pum
Product: maternal protein pumilio
Exons: 18
Coding region: 698-4369 (1223 amino acids)
Biological process (GO): post-transcriptional regulation of gene expression
Cellular component (GO): nucleus; cytoplasm
Molecular function (GO): mRNA 3'-UTR binding
Source: RefSeq, a predicted model, not a curated record